AUGACGUUUCGAAACGAUAUUGGAACUGUCAAUGACUUGUGGUUGCUUGACGUGGUUGUGUUUUUCCAUAGGUCCUCACUCUCUGUCCCUCUUCCCUCUUCUCCCUUCCCCCUAAACACUCUCUCUUUCUUCUCCAUUAUUUCUUUAUUUAUGCUUUUAUACCUUUCUUCUACCUCCUUCACUUUCUCACUUCCAUUCUCAAUUCCUUUCCCUAAUUUUAUUUAUUAAUCCAUCCAUCCAUCCAUCCACCAUGUUGGCCAUGGAAGUGACCGCCUCCUCCGCCGUCACCACUUACACCUCCGCCUCUACCACCUCCGACAACCAUCCCCACUAUCCUCUCUUGCUCCCCGCACCACCAUCUCCUCCCACACCUGCGCUCAGCAGGUACGAGUCACAGAAGCGGCGAGACUGGAACACGUUCGGGCAGUACCUAAAGAACCACCGCCCACCACUCACGCUAUCCCGUUGCAGCGGGGCUCAUAUUCUCGAGUUCCUCCGCUACCUGGACCAGUUCGGUAAGACGAAGGUCCACACCUCCAGCUGUCCCUUUUUCGGUCACCCACAACCCCCUGCUCCCUGCCCUUGUCCUCUCCGUCAGGCCUGGGGCAGCCUCGACGCCCUCAUCGGCCGCCUCCGCGCAGCCUUUGAGGAGAACGGCGGCCAACCUGAUACCAACCCGUUCGGUACACGAGCCGUGAGGCUGUAUUUAAGGGAAGUGAGAGAGUCGCAGGCGAAAGCUAGAGGAAUUGCUUACGAGAAGAAGAAGAGGAAGAAAUCCGGGAUGGCUCCGCUAAAGAUCAACCACCAUCAACCCAUGCCUUCCUAAUUUUCAUCCUAAUAAGCUUAUGUUUUAUUAAUCUAUUAAUCUAUUAAUCUUAAUCUCCCUUUGAUUAAUUGUAUCAACCCCUUUGUUUAUAUGUUUAUUAUUAUUAAUCAGACAAAUUUCAACUUCAA
Messenger RNA from Cucumis sativus (cucumber), 954 nucleotides. RefSeq names its product protein LIGHT-DEPENDENT SHORT HYPOCOTYLS 4. The transcript has 2 exons. The coding region runs from base 251 to 826 and encodes 191 amino acids. The record is from RefSeq and is a predicted model, not a curated record. Gene Ontology annotation, cellular component: nucleus. NCBI's taxonomy places the organism in Eukaryota, Viridiplantae, Streptophyta, Magnoliopsida, Cucurbitales, Cucurbitaceae. Gene Ontology annotation, biological process: response to light stimulus; mRNA transcription.